UUCAAGUGAUGAUGUGAUGUAUGUGAAUGUUAUGUUACACAGAAUUUGUUAUGUAGUAACAAUCUGAUUUCAUUUAUUAACUUUCUUUUGUUAUUGUAGGUGCGACUGGUGGAAUAAUUUUCUUUGAAUCUAGUUGUAGAUUGUAGUAAGAAAAAUGGGAAAACAGAACAGCAAACUCAAACCUGAAGUACUGGAGGAUCUUAGACAAAAUACUGAAUUUUCUGAUGCGGAAAUUCAGGAAUGGUACAAAGGCUUCCUGAAAGACUGUCCAAGUGGACACUUAAGUGUUGAAGAGUUUAAGAAGAUAUAUGGGAACUUUUUCCCAUAUGGGGAUGCAUCAAAGUUUGCAGAACAUGUAUUUAGAACAUUUGAUGCGAAUGGAGAUGGGACUAUAGACUUCAGAGAAUUUUUAUGUGCACUUUCUGUCACGUCUCGAGGAAAACUUGAGCAAAAACUAAAAUGGGCAUUCAGUAUGUAUGAUUUAGAUGGAAAUGGGUACAUUUCCAGACAAGAAAUGUUAGAAAUUGUGACAGCAAUCUACAAAAUGGUUGGCUCUGUAAUGAAAAUGCCUGAAGAUGAGUCAACACCGGAAAAAAGAACAGAUAAGAUUUUUCGUCAAAUGGAUAAAAAUAAGGAUGGUAAACUUUCAUUAGAUGAGUUCAUUGAAGGGGCAAAAAGUGACCCGUCCAUUGUCCGACUACUGCAGUGUGAUCCACAAGCACAGUGAGAGGAUUGGUAGAUGGUAACUGAACUUCUGAGGCUUAUAUCAUCAGAAUUGUGCUUAAUUCUGUGCUUGGUCAUGCCCAAUCUUGAACAUGGGCUUUGGUACAAAGAUUAUAACAGACUGAGUUCAGUAAAGAAGAGGGCUGCAAAAGAAGUCCAUUGUUGAAUCAUGUCAUACAUGAAAAUGAUAAUGAACUUCUAACUUCAUUCACAUAAAGUUCUGCCAUUGAAUUGGAAGCAGGUGAACUGUGUUAGUGUGAUUUUGAAGUUUUAUUUAAAUGGAUGGGCGCAGUAUUGCAUGUAAGUGGCACAGUGGCCUGUGUGGCAGAUGGUUUGUGUCAAUUCCCUCUUUAUUCUGAUCAAGUUAGAAUAUGUGAAAAUUCUAUCAGUAAUAUGUUUUUAAAUAAAUUGUUCAUUACAUGCAUAUUCUUUGCACAUAUGUGCAUGUAUGUCAACAGUUUUUAAAAUAAAAUGACAUUCCUUGAUACUCCUUCAAUGAUAUAGCUCUGUUUUUUUGUAUUUGAUGUCUUUCUGACUUGAAUUAAUUCACAAAUCUUUGAAUUUUGGAAAUUAUCAUUGUAUGAAUGUCAUCUGUGCACCUUUAGUUUUCUUGCAUCUGUGUAGUUAUACUGAACUUCUUAAGAAAGCUUAACUGAACAGCUGUGAGUUAUGAAUAGUCUGAAGCAUUGUUGUCUUAUUGGCUGUCAAUUAUGUAAUAGUUCAACUUCAAAUAAAUGUUCAGGUACUUCUGCCUCUCAAUCAUAA
This is a messenger RNA of Schistocerca cancellata (South American locust), 1488 nucleotides long. RefSeq names its product neurocalcin homolog (gene Nca). Gene Ontology annotation, molecular function: calcium ion binding. The record is from RefSeq and is a predicted model, not a curated record. The transcript has 4 exons. Lineage: Eukaryota; Metazoa; Arthropoda; Insecta; Orthoptera; Acrididae. The coding region runs from base 155 to 727 and encodes 190 amino acids.